AUGGCUGACUUAGAGCUCUUCAGCGUCACGGUGCUGGGAGGCGCGCGGUGUGGCAAGACCUCCUUGGUCAAUGCCUUUGUGAACCAUGCCUGCCCCUCCGUACCGCAGGAGACCGAGGAGCCACAGCUCUACUACAAGACGCUGAGUAUCCCAGCGCCAGCCGAGCUGAACAAGCCGCCUCUCUCCGUGCUGGUCGAGAUCGAGGACACCGCCGCGGGGAGAUCCGCGGACGGCGCCGGGAUCGAAGAUUUCCUGGAUGUCCACCGCGACGGCUUCGAGGACGAGGAGUCCACCGAGCUGCUGGGGGGCUGCCGCGCCCCGCAGGUGGGGAUGUAUCGGCCACUGUCACGCAGGCGGAUGGGCUUCCUGCUGCUCUUCGACGGCUCGGAGGCCUCUCUGGCUGAGGCCUUAGAGCUGCACGGUCGCAUCAAGGAGCGGAACGGGGAUGGCCCGGUGGUGUGCCUGGUGGCCAACUUGCUGUGCGAGCCAUCGGAUCCUCUCGCCGCCAGGAGGUACGCGGAGGAGAAGGGGAUCCUCUUCUUCGAGCUCCAGGGCUUCGACCUGAAGAAGGUGAAGCAGCUCUUCCGGGCGGUUCUGAUCGCCAUCUACGGGCGCCCGAAGCUCUGGAGUUUGGGCAAGCGCCGCAAGCGAGCGCGGCAGGCCACCGAGGACAUCGACCAAACGGAGUACGACUCCGAGGUGGAGGACGAGGACUUGGUGCGGGAGGCGACCCAGAGGGCGCAGGAGGCGCAGGAGGUGCGGGAGGCCGCGAAGGUUGAGGCGGGGGUUCCGAUGAUGGAGGUUGGCUCUGGGCAUCCCGGGGCGGUACUGGGCCAUUUUCAUGAGCGCUACUAG
This is a messenger RNA of Effrenium voratum, 855 nucleotides long. NCBI's taxonomy places the organism in Eukaryota, Dinophyceae, Suessiales, Symbiodiniaceae. The record is from the annotation of a GenBank genome assembly.